Magnusiomyces paraingens is the source of this 2022-nucleotide messenger RNA. RefSeq lists its product as uncharacterized. The coding region runs from base 1 to 2022 and encodes 673 amino acids. Lineage: Eukaryota; Fungi; Ascomycota; Dipodascomycetes; Dipodascales; Dipodascaceae. The record is from RefSeq and is a predicted model, not a curated record. The transcript has a single exon.
AUGCCCGAUCUUUGUUUCACUGAUCUUCCUUUAUCUGUUCACAUAGGCAUUUGCAAGUAUCUCCAUCCGGAGAGAAUUCUUGCUCUUAGUGAAACAUGCUCCACUCUAGACAAGUAUUACCGACCAGAAGCCUUACGGAAUGUACUUUUGGGCCCCCGCCGUCCUUCCCGUGGAAUAAAAUUUCGCCCAAAUAAAAUAUUUUAUUAUGAUUGUUUGGAAGUUCCAUUUGAAGUUUUAUCGAACCCACAAAAAUAUAGUUGGUUUUGGCCAGAAGAAGUCCGUCGUAUUUAUGUAUAUGAUAUCAAGCACUGUGGAAAUCAUGAUGUAUUUACUGAGGAAUUCCCCAUUGAAAAAUACUCAGGUUUAUUUUUCAUUCAAGUCUAUUUGAAUAGAGAGUUGUCUCGCUUUUCCUAUAUGUUCGAUCGUCGUUCUUUGAUUAACAUUGUCACAUCCAGCGAAUCAACAGUGCUCCGUCUUCCUGGCGCAUUCACUAAUUCAGAAGAAGAUUAUGAAGAAGAUGAUGAAGAAGAUGAUGAAGAAGAUGAUGAAGAAGAUGAAGAUAAUUUUGAUGAUUCAGUAAAAACUAUCCCCAAAUUCUUUUUCAGACAUGAUAUUUUUACCCCUAUUCGUCGUUUAUUGCUCAUCCAAAAACAUGAAAUCCAUCCUUCCAUAAGAGAUAUGGCUCAGCACGUGAAUCUCGUUAAUGUGGAAGAAAUUGAUGUGGUCUUUUCACAUGACUCAUGGGUCGUGUUUAUUCUUUCUCAACUUCAAUACGCUCCCAGACUACAAAAAUUCUCCAUCACCGUGAAUGUUGAGGUUGACGAAGGUAAACCUGUUGAAAUUGACUCUCGAUUGCGUCUUCUUGAAGGCCUCCCCUCGACAAUUAAAGAAUGUCAUGUGGAAAUGUUAAAAACUGGAUCUAAUGGAAUUUCAGGAGGACACCCUGGUAAAGAUGUACAUACUUCAACUAUUGUUGUACUUCCUCAAGUUACCAAUAUUAAUUUUAUUUGGCCAAUUGAUCUCAAGGCCUUAUCAACUCGCAUCCAGUUCCCUAAUGUUAAGCACGUAUCUGCCGGUCACUUUUCAAACCGUGAUAAACCUUUGGACCUCAGUGAAGAUUAUGUCAGUUUUAACCCUUACGAUGAGGACGAAGAUGCCAUUCCUGUUAACUUUGAUGUGCUCCAAAACUCAGUAACAAUGCUCGAUGUUUCUUUAGGAAUUGUACUCAUGCCAGCCGCUAUUUUUUCUUUGGAAAGUUUGAUUCAUCUCAAAAAAGUCAAUUUAUCAGUCCCUAAAAAUACAGUGGAAUUUUCUUGUGGCAAAUACUUUACCUUCCUUAAAGACCGUGAGACUUAUGAAUGUGGACCCACUAUGGAUGGUAAAUUUUAUCUAAAUUACCUAAAUGCCCCGACUCUUAUUAAGGCUGCUUAUGCCACACCACUUAAGGCCCUUAAGCUAUUAAAUCCUAAUGAUGCCGAUACCACAGAUAUUAAAACGUGUGUACGUUUGGAAGCCUUGUAUACCAUUAUAUACACAAGACCAAAUAUCCAAUACUUUAGAGUCAACUUCAAAACUGACCCAAACUCGUCUCCUGCAUUGCAGCGUCUUAUUGCAAACCCUCCUAAAACACUACAACAAGUUAUGCUCGAUUUUACAGGGGAUAUCAGUCUAAAGUUUCUUUUGACCCCAGUACCACAGUCCCACUACAGAUUGGUUGUUCAUUCACAUGCAAAAACAUUGAUUAAUAUGAUGGAACAAGGAGAUCAAGAUUUGUAUCAAUACAUUGACCCAUUUAAAGCGUCCUCUUUUACCGAAAAGGACUGGAAUGAUUUUAGAAAUAACGAUGUUAUCAUGCGUGUGCUUUAUGAUGUUGGCCAAAAGCGCAAGUUUGCCAAAGAGCUAGUUGAUGAAGAAAGACUCAACCUUGUGGAAACUGUAUUCCGUGAUUUUAAAACUAUUGAAUGGUUUACUCCAGUAUCUAAUUACCAAUUGUUCACCGAUGAUUUUAAUGGAUGGAUUUAA